AUGGGUUCAUACAUAGACGACGGCCUCCUCGAGGCCAUAAUCGUCGGUGCAGGCUUCGGCGGCUGCUACCUCCUGCGCAACCUGCGCAAUCUCGGAUUCCGUGUGCAAGCCUUUGAAGAAGGCCAUGGCCUCGGUGGUGUGUGGUGGCAUAAUCGAUACCCUGGGGCGCGGGUGGACAACCGCACGCCUUUCUACGAGUUCUCGGACCCCGAGCUUUGGAGCGAGUGGAACUGGUCCGAACUGUAUCCUGGACAGCAAGAAAUUCUUGAGUACUUUCGGUUUGUGGAUCGAAAAUGGAACCUCAGCCAGGACAUCAUUUUCGGUACGAAAGUAACAGACGCGAGAUGGCAUGAUGUCGAAAGAGUCUGGACGGUUUGGACAGAUAAGGGGCAUUGUGUGUCAGCUCGACAUCUCUUGCUGUCGUUGGGAUUUGCAGCGAAGAAAUAUAUUCCGUAUCUGGAGGGAUUGGAGACAUUUGAGGGCUUCAAGUGCCAUACAGCAGAAUGGCCCAAACAGCCUGUCGAUUUGGCGGGCAAGCGCGUUGGCGUUAUGGGUACAGGCGCUACGGGUGUGCAAAUUAUCCAAGAACUGGGCCCUAAAGUGAGCGAGCUUGUGGUCUUGCAACGAUCGCCGAACUGUGCGCUUCCCAUGCGCCAACGGACAAAUAAGAUUCCAGUCAGCAAGGCAGAGUAUUAUGAACUGUUCCGAAAGAUGCGACUAUGUCAGACUGGAAACCUGUAUCCACGGAUCGACCGAAAGGCUAUGGACGACACGCACGACCAGCGAAUUACAUUUUACGAGAAGCUCUGGGAAGAGGGUGGUUUCGCACCGGCACAAGGAAACUACUCCGACUUCAUGACCGACCUGGACGCAAAUCAUGCGUUCUACCAGUUCUGGCGAGACAAGGUCAGGCAGCGUAUCACGACCAAUGAUCCAGAGUUGAUCGAGAACCUGGCACCAUGGGAGCCGCCGUAUCCGUUUGGCACGAAGCGGCCUUCCCUGGAGCAGACAUUCUAUGAGGUUUUCAAUCAAGACAAUGUACGUCUUGUUCCGUUGAAGAAGAAUCCUAUUAAGCAGAUUCUGCCCAACGGGAUUCAAUUCCACGAUGGAAGGACGGUCGAGCUAGAUGCUCUCAUCCUCGCCACGGGAUUCGACGCCGUGACGGGAAGUUUCUCUCGUGUCAAUAUUUAUGGACUGGAUGACAAGACACUCAACGGCGAAUGGGGUACUCAGACAAGGACAUCUUUGGGAAUGACAACAUCCGGGUUCCCCAACCUAUUCUAUCUCUACGGACCACAGAGUCCAACCGCGUUCGCGAACGGCCCUUUGAUCUCCGAGAUCCAGGUUGAUUGGAUCGUCGCAACAUUGGUGUAUAUGCGGCACCACGCGUAUACUAAGAUCAAUGCCAGGCCGGAGAAUGAAGUUGAGUGGUCUCGGUUGACGGAUGAAGCUUUCUACAGAACGCUGAUGUCGCAGAAUAAGACCUCCUGGUAUACAGGUGGAAAUAUUCCGGGCAAGCGACUGGAGGCGUUGAACUAUAUUGGGGGAUUGCCUAAAUAUCAGGAGUACCUGAAUAAUUGUGUCGAGGCUAGAUGGACUGGCUUUGAAUUGAAGUAGAAGCAGAUAUUUACAAUAUAACAAGGUUCUCUUCACAAGCAUGAAAAGGUGCACAUUGUAGAAUAAAAAUAACUAUAUGGGACUCGACUUGAGAAGCACCAAGGGGUAUAUGCUGCCAAGAAGUUACGAUCAUAAUAGACUGGCGAUUAUUACAGAAUCUAUAGGCGCUCCUUCGGCACGAUAUUGAUCUCUUUCGGCAUAAUCCAUUGAGACAAAGACUUGAAACUCAGCAUUCAAGUAUGGCGCACGCCUCGAAACACUAUACGGCUUAAUAAUCAAAGAGAAGCAAUCCUCCGACUUCAGUAGUCAUUAAUCCCACCCCUCUCCCCGAGCACCGGAUCUAGGCUCGCAUUUCUCACAUUCCAUACAGACUCAUACCGCCCCACAUGCGCACCCCCUUCUGCCCAGCCCCAACUCAUUCCUCGCGGAUACGCCCCCAUCAUCGUAAACCCUGACACCUUCAACUCUCCCACAAAUGUCCUCGGAUCAUGCGCCUCGAUCCUAUGCGCCCCUCCUCCGGUCAAACACGUAGGUUCCGGACUUGUCGCCUUGACAUCGAAUGACUUGUGCGUAACACCAGCCGGGAUAACGAAUAAAUCACCGGGGCUCACGUCGACAUAGAGCGCGCCCUCCUCAGAGCCGACACCGUACGUAUGAUUAUGAGGGUUAUCGUCCAGAUCUGCCGUGCCCCAGCGGAUUUUACCAGGGCCGGAUAACACCACCAUUACUUCGUGGGUGGCAGGGUGGUAGUGGGAUCGCUGAUAGUGUCCGUAUGUGGUCACCCAUUGCACGUCCCAACCAUGUUUUGUGAAUGUGUCAUAGGCGAGACUCGCGUCUACUGUUCCAUCUUCCCGGAGGAAACAGUUUUUGUAGAGGAGGAGCGGCUUCGGCGAGUUGGGAAUUAACGCCGUCGGUUUAACGUCGUAGGCGAUGAUUUGGGACAUUUUCAAUUGGGUAGUUGUGAAGGAUGGGAUGACUCAAAGGCGUGGUCGGUAUAUUGUGUCGAAAUAGAGCUAGAAUUAUAAGAUCAGACGCCCGUCGCAGCACUAUGGAUGCUUUCUUGCCCCCGGUUGAUUAGCUGCUAUCCCCGCAACUUCCGAGGUAUGACAAUCGGAGCACUUGGCCGACUGUGGGCCCCGGAUGCUUGGCUUACGAGCCCUCGGGGAGAGCUCCUUUGACGUAAAUUUGCCGUAGGGAGUUCUUAGCAAUAUUCAACUUUCCUAGUGUAAACUGCUCGUAAAGCUGUGCUCAAUGCACUCUUUGGAUAUGAGGUACGUACUCUUAGUGACUAACUUGCAUAUCAAGGACGUAAGAUUUCUAGAUGUUGUCCCAGGCUGGCUGUGUUAGCAACUGAAUAGUUGCACAACCCCUAUUGCUGCCCAGAAGCGGCGAGCUCAAUGCAUUCCCUCUAAUUCAAUCGCACACUCAGCUCCUUCCCAUCCAGCCACUUCUCCAAAUUCUGCGCAGCUUCCUUGUACCAGCCAUUGAUCUGCUCAUCCAGGUAUCCCGUGUGGGGUGUCAAAAGUACCUGACUCCUACCAUUCUCUCCCCAGCUCGUUGUCCUCCAAAGACUAUCCUUCGGCAACGGCUCCGUCUCAAACACAUCCAGCGCCGCCCCCCAGAUCCCACCCCGAUUCAGCGUUUCCAACAACGCAUCCUGAUCAAUCAGCGGACCCCGAGACGUAUUCACCAAUAACGCGCUCUUCUUCAUCCCCUUGAGUUCCUCGGCUCCGACAAUCCCCCGACUCCGUUCAGACAAAACGCUAUGCAAGCUAACCACGUCGGCAGUCGCGAAGAAUUCCGCCUUGGUCGCAGAUACCUUGAUGCUUCCGGCCUCCAGACCCGCGUCACGAGCUACCUCAUCUGCCUUCUCCUGUGUCAAAUUCGUCGACCAAGCAAUGAUCUUCAUUCCGAACCCCUGCGCCGCAAUCCUCGCCACCCCCGUUCCUAAUUUCCCCAACCCCAACACGCCCAGCGUCUUACCCGCCAGCGAAAUCCCCAGCUCCGACCCCUGCCACUCCCCACGCUUAAUGGCCGCGUCGUCGCGCGCUACACCCCGCGCCAACGCUAAGAUAAGAGCCCAGGUAUGUUGCACCGUCGAGUGUACGCCGACAGGGCGUGCGGAAGUCCCAGCGACUGGGAUCCCUCGUGAGGCGGCGUACGUCACGUCGAGGGCUAGAUUGCGGCUUCCGGUCGUGAGGAGGAGCUUCAGGUUCGGGAGGCGAGAGAGCGUGGAUGAUGAGAAGGGGGUGCGUUCGCGCAUGGUCAUGAUGAUGUCGUAUGGUUCGAGGCGCGCGAUGAGUGCUUCUUGCUGCGAGAGGUCGUGGGGGUUCAGCGUGUCGGGGUAGUAGGAUAUGGUGGUUAGGCGCGGGCGCAGCGGGUCGAAAUACGCUGGGGAGAUGGAUUGGUAGUCGUCGAGAAUUGCGAGCUUCAUUUUUAAGGAUUUGGGUUCGGGA
Messenger RNA from Aspergillus melleus, 4073 nucleotides. Its product is annotated as flavin-containing monooxygenase. Gene Ontology annotation, molecular function: N,N-dimethylaniline monooxygenase activity; NADP binding; flavin adenine dinucleotide binding. NCBI's taxonomy places the organism in Eukaryota, Fungi, Ascomycota, Eurotiomycetes, Eurotiales, Aspergillaceae. The record is from RefSeq and is a predicted model, not a curated record. Bases 1 to 1617 code for a protein of 538 amino acids. The transcript has a single exon.